Rotaria sordida is the source of this 4191-nucleotide messenger RNA. NCBI's taxonomy places the organism in Eukaryota, Metazoa, Rotifera, Eurotatoria, Philodinida, Philodinidae. The record is from the annotation of a GenBank genome assembly.
AUGGAUGUUGUCGUGGCUACUUCUGGUAUAGACAAGAUCGUGAUAUUUCUUUUAUAUAAUAAUGCGACUUCUACAAGAGUCAAAUUAUAUUCGACUGGUGCUCAAUCUCUUCCCUCUUCGAUCGUCGUCGGUGAUUUUAAUAAUGAUAAUUGUCUUGAUAUCGCCGUUGCUAAUUAUGGCACUCAUAAUAUUGAAAUCUUUUUUGGAUAUGGUAACGGUACUUUUUUUAAUUCAAAAGUAUUAUCGACUGGCUCUUCUCGCCCAUUGUUUAUCAACGUUGGAGAUUUCAAUAAUGAUAAUCAAUCAGAUAUAAUAAUUGCUAAUUAUGACACUGAUUCUGUCAGUAUAUUUCUCGGAUAUGAUAAUGGAUCAUUUCAAAAUCAAAAAUCAUAUUUCACUGGCUAUGAUUCUAGCCCACGUUCAUUAGCUGUUGGAGAUUUCAACAAAGACAAUCAUCUAGACAUUGCUAUUGCAAAUUAUGGUACCAAUAAUAUAGGUAUUUUAUUCGGAUACAGUAAUGGAAGUUUCUCAAGUCAACAAAUUUAUACAACUAAUCAGAACUCAAAUCCAAUUUCCAUUGCAAUAGGAGAUUUUAACAAUGACAAUAAUCUAGAUAUUGUUGUUGCCAAUUAUGGCAUUGGCAACGUCGGUGUAUUUCUUAAUUAUAAUAACGGCACUUUUACACCGCAAAUCACAUACUCAAUUGGUACCAAUUCUCGUUUACAACAUGUUACAGUUGGUGAUAUCAACAAUGAUAAUGCAUUGGACAUUAUAAUUGUUGAUUCAAAUAAUGAUCAAAUACAUGUUUUUCCUGGAUAUGGUAAUGGAACGUUUGCUACAAUAUCUACAUAUGAUGUUGUAUCUGGAUCUCGUCCAUUUGCAGCCGCUGUAGCUGACUUUAACAAUGACAAUCAGUCAGAUAUUGUUGUAAUCACUCACGAAACUAAUCAGUUGCUUUUACUUGUAGGGUGUUCUAUAAGACCAUCUGCAAGACAAAGGAACUAUCUUGUGAAACCUUCGGCACAUUCGAGCACAGUUGCCAUUGCUGAUUUUAAUAAUGACACUCAACUUGAUAUAGUCGUUAAUGGUUACGAAGGGAGCGGUGUGCGUAUAAUGUUCGACUAUAACAAUGGAACUUUUGCGAAAGAAAUGUCAUACUCCACUGGCAAUAAUUCAUAUCCACAACAUAUUUGUGUUAGCGAUUUGAACAACGACAAUCGAAUAGAUAUUGUCACUGCCAAUUUAGGCUCUGACAGUGUAGGUGUUCUUCUUGGAUAUGGUGAUGGAAACUUCACCACUGUGACAACAUAUUCUGCAGGUGUUGGUUCGGGUCCGAGAUUCAUCGUUGUUAGGGAUGUUGAUAAUGAUAGCCACGUAGAUAUUAUUUCCGCCAAUACAGGCAGUAGUAGCAUAGGUGUUUUUUUUGGAUAUGGCAAUGGAAGCUUUGCCUCUGUGACCACAUAUUCUACCGGUAUCGGUACCUUCCCACACUCUAUCGCUGUUGGUGACGUCAAUAAUGACAAUCAGCUGGAUAUUGUUGUCUCUAUUAUGAAUCCUGACGGUAUAGUUGUUUUUCUUGCUUAUAGCAAAAGAAUUUUCAGAAUAAUAAUGUUCUAUUCAACUGGUUACGAUUCGGCACCUGUUUCAAUUGCUCUAGCUGAUUUCAAUAGUGAUAAUCGAUUGGAUAUUGUCGUUGCUAACUCACGUGCCAAUAAUAUGUGGGUUCUAUUUGGUAUUGAUAAUGGAACAUUUGGUAGACAAAGGACUUAUUCAACUGGUUCUGAGUCUUUACCGUACUUUGUUGCUGUUGCUGAUUUUAAUCAUGAUAAUCAACUCGAUAUCGCUAUGACAUAUUUUCGCAAUGACAAAGUAGUUAUCUUUUUUGGACAUGGGAAUGGAGAUUUCGAACUUGUACGAACGUAUUUUGUUGGCACUGGUUCUCACCCAUACGGUUUCGCCAUUGCUGAUUUUAAUAAUGAUAAGCAAUUAGAAAUUGUUGUUACACUUUGGGGUAACGGAUAUGUGGCUAUACUAACUGAAUAUUAUGCUGCAGACUUUGCAAAACAAAUUAUGUAUUUGAUGGGUUAUGCUCCACAAUCAUAUUCUCUAGCUGCUGGUGAUUUCAAUAGAGACAAUCGAUCAGAUAUCGUCAUUGCUAAUUCUGGUAUUAAUACUAUAGAGAUACGUAUUGGUUUAGGUAAUAGUACAUUUGAUACACAAAUAAUGUACUCGAUUUCCACUGGUUUGUUUCCGCGGUAUGUCAAUACUGCUGACAUUGAUAAUGACAAUAAUCUUGAUAUUGUUACUGUUAAUUCAGGGAGUGAUAGUGUCAGUGUGAAUUUGGGAUACGGCAACGGGAGCUUUAAAGUUUCAACGCUGUAUUCUACAGGAGCUGGUUCACAUCCGUGUUCAGUCGUAUUUGGCGAUCUCAAUAAUGAUAAUCGAUUAGAUUUGAUCAUUGCUAAUGAAGGCACAGAUAAUAUAGCGGUACUUAUCGGAUAUAACUAUUCAACGUUUCACAAGCAAAAAGCAUAUAAAGCGAUUGGUAAUUUGGGACCGCGUGAAGCCGUCGUGGGUGAUUUCAAUAAUGAUAGUUAUCCAGAUGUUGCCGUUGUCUUUUACACAACUAAUAAUAUAGGUAUUUUUCUUGGAGAUGGCAAUGGAAGUUUCAAUGUUUUCUUAAAUUAUUCAACUACAAUAGGUUCAACUCCGUAUUCACUGGUUGUCGAUGAUAUCAACAAGGAUGGUCGAUUGGAUGUAAUCGUGGCUAAUUACGGCACUGAUAACGUUGGUAUCUUUCUCGGAUAUGGUAAUGGUAAUUUUGCUGGUAUGAUGACUUUCCCAACUGGAAUUGGUUCUAGGCCGUACUCAGUUGCCGUUGCUGAUUUCAACGAUGACGGUCGAUUGGAUAUAGUGGUGAUUAAUAUUGGCACUAACAAUAUAGGCUUUUUAUAUGGAUAUGGUAAUGGAAGCUUUUCUACGAUACUUAUUUAUCAAACUGGUGAUAAUUAUUUUCCAACGGCGGUCAGAAUCGGUGAUUUCAACAAUGACAAUCGAAUAGAUAUAGCUGUUGUUAAUACAAAUACUAAUAAUAUUGGUAUUCUUCUUGGAUAUGGUAAUGGAAACUUUACAAAACAAGUAACCUAUUCAACACGUCGUGGAACUCGCCCAUAUUGGGUAGCAUUUGGAGACUUCAACAACGAUUAUGAAAUCGAUAUGGUCACUGCUAAUCAUCAUGAUAAUAGUAUAAGUAUUUUUCUUGGACAAGGAAAUGGAUCUUUUGGUGAUGUCAAAACAUAUCCAACUGGUGAUGGUUCCAUGCCGAUGUAUGUUAAUGUUGGUGAUUUUAAUAAUGAUCACAAAUUGGAUAUUAUUGUCGUCAAUUAUGGAACUAACCAGAUUGUUGUACAUUUUGGAUUAGGAGAUGGAACCUUCUUAUGGGGAGAUUUAUAUUCAACAGACAUUGGUUCUCAACCGAAUACAUUAGCAAUUUGUGAUUUCAAUAAAGAUGGUCGAUUAGAUAUUGUUGUUUCUAAUCCUGGAUCGGACACUAUAGGCUUGUUUCUUGGAUAUGAUAGCAAGCCUUUUGCAAAUGUAAAAUUAGGUCCUACUGGUGAUGGAUCACAGCCACACUCGGUUGCCAUUGGUGAUUUUAACAAUGAUGAUAUAUUAGAUAUUGCCGUAGCUAAUUAUGGCAACAGUAAUGUAGGUAUUUUUCUUGGACUUGGCAAUGCAUUUUUUGAUAAUAUGUUGAUAUAUUCCACUGGAGUUGAUUCUGGUCCGUACUUCGUUGCGGUUGAGGAUUUAAAUAAUGACAAUCAUUCAGAUAUUGUUGUGGCCAAUUUUAAAACUGAUAAUAUUGCUAUUCUCCUUGGUUAUGGCAAUGCUACAUUCGCUCCUGCAGCAACGUAUUCAACAGGAGACCGUUCUCAUCCAUGUGCAGUCACCAUAGCGGAUUUCGAUAAUGAUAACAUAUUAGAUAUUGCCAUUGCAAAUUCUGGCACAAGCACUGUACUUUUAUUAUACGGAAAUGGGAAUGGAACAUUUGGAAACGAAGAAUCGUAUCAAUUGGGUUAUGACUAUCGUCCCUAUUCAAUUGCUGUUACAGACUUGAAUCAAGAUGGUUUUAUGGACAUUGUUAUAGCAUGUUAUGGCACAGACAAUGUAGAAAUUCUACUAAAGAUGUGUUAA